AGGCAUUGUGCUAAUGCUAGUCAGCGUUGGCUUACGAAACUACCUCUAACUUCCUUCGUAAUGGGCACAGAGACAUAAAAUGUGUAUCCACAAGUUCAUCUGACUCUGGGGAUGUAGAUAAAGGGCCUCAUUGCUAAAAUACUCAAGUUUCCCUUUAAUAUCAGCCACAGCACAAUGGUCUUUGGCAGUAGGCUGUAGAGAAAAUAUUAGAUUAGAAUAUUAGUCUCUGCGCAGGCAAGAAUGUUGACAUGCCAUGAUUGUUGUGUACACUAUCAAAAACAUUGGUGUUCUGGUUGCAGCUUGGAAUAAGCACUGCUGUACAAAUAUUGACGUAGACUAAAUUAUAACUGUUUGACAAAAAAUUCUACUGGUAUAUUUGAUCUCUGGGUUAUGUUGUUGGCAUGCUAUGACAUGUUACACUUUGAGUGUUGGACUACUGAGUUGUUAUGCCAUUUUCUCCCCCCACAUCACUCCGGAUCAACCUGAAUGGAAUUGUGGAUGGAAUCUGGAUGUGCUGUAUAUGACCUGUCAUGGGUGAAUCGCCAUGACGACAGAACCAAAUUCAGAGUCUAGCGCGGACCAGCAGGAGGCCAGUGCGGCUCCGCCAGUGGAGGCGGACUCUUUUCCCCCGGCUGCCGCCCACAGCACGCCUGUCAGGAAAGAGCAGAACGGCGACGAGAGAGCGGAGGGAGGCGUGGUCCCACAGGGGAAUCAGCUGGAGCCAUCGCAGGCGGAGGAGGACAGGACCUCGUACAGGUCGUCCACCAGUAAGCUGUCCAGGUCUCCCGGUGGAGGACGGAGCGUCCGCAGCUCCAGGAACAUGCAGUGCAAGGUCACCCUGCUUGAUGGCUCCGCCUACACCUGCAUGGUGGAGAAACGGGAGAGAGGCCAUGUGUUAUUUGACAAAGUGUGUGAGCAGCUCAACCUCCUGGAAAAGGACUACUUUGGCAUCACAUUCCGGGACAUCGAAAACCAAAAGAACUGGUUAGACCAAUCCAAGGAGAUGAAGAAACAGAUCAGAGGAGCCGCCUGGAAUUUUUCAUUCAAUGUGAAGUUCUACCCUCCAGACCCUGCCCAGCUGUCUGAGGAUAUUACAAGAUAUUACCUGUGCCUCCAGUUGAGGGAUGACGUGGUGUCUGGGCGUCUGCCAUGCUCUUUCGCCACCCACACGGUGCUGGGAUCCUACACGGUUCAAUCAGAGUUGGGGGACUACGAUCUCGAGGAGUCUGGGACGGACUACGUCAGCGAGUUCCGCUUCGCCCCCAACCAGACCAAGGAGCUGGAGGAGAAGGUCAUGGACCUGCACAAGAACUACAAAGGAAUGACGCCAGCUGACGCUGAGAUGCACUUCCUGGAAAACGUGAAGAAGCUGUCCAUGUACGGAGUUGACCUGCACCAUGCCAAGUUGGUAGGAAGCCUGUUUGAGUGCUUGUCUCCAGCUAAGGGCGAGGAUUCUGAGGGUGUUGAGAUCAUGUUGGGCGUGUGCUCUAGCGGUCUUCUGAUCUACCGUGACCGCCUGCGCAUCAACAGGUUCGCCUGGCCCAAGGUCCUCAAGAUCUCCUAUAAAAGGAAUAAUUUCUACAUCAAAAUACGCCCCGGAGAGUUUGAGCAGUUUGAAAGCACCAUCGGGUUCAAGCUCCCCAACCAUCGGGCGGCCAAGAGACUAUGGAAAGUCUGCGUGGAGCACCACACCUUUUUCAGGUUGGUGUCUCCAGAAACUCCCCCCAAGAAGUUCAUAAAUCUGGGCUCUAAGUUCCGAUACAGUGGGAGAACCCAGGCCCAGACGCGACGAGCCAGCUCCCAGAUCGUCCGUCCGGCGCCCCGCUUCGAGCGCUCCACCAGCAAGCGCUACAUCAUGUCGCGCAGCCUGGACGGAGAGAUGGGCUCGGACCUAUACGGAAGGGCGAAGGGCAUCGCCAUGAGCGACCUCAUCACCACCGUGACACCGGAGAAAAGGGUGGAGGAGAGGAAGGCAGAGGAAGAGGUGGAAGUAAAGGUGGAGGUAGAGGUGGAAGUAGAGGUGGAAGUAGAGGUGGAAGUAGAGGUGGAGGUAGAGGUGGAGGAGGAUGAGACCACGAAAGCCACCGAGAUCUCUCUACAAAGUCCAACCUCUCCCAUUCGACACGACACCAAGACUGAACUGACUGACACUGGUGUCGAUGGUGAACUGACAGCCACGGAGUCGGACCAGGAAGAUGAGUCCGAGUUAAAGACACAGGACACAGUGGGCACGCCGGAGGAGCUGUUGAAACACACGACCAACAUCAGUGAGCUCAAGAGAUCGUUCCUGGAGACGGGCGCCGACUCGGCUGGCCUUACCGAAUGGGAGAAGAGGCUGUCAUCGUCCCCCCUGCGCUCGCCGCGCCUCGACGAGGCCCCCAUGAUCGAACCCCUGGAACUCGACGAGGUACCGAGCCAAGAGGAUGAGGGAGAGGAUGAGAGAGAGAGAGCCAUGGCUGCUGGCGGUAGCGUUGAGGAGGACAUCACGCACAGCCCUGUGGAUACUAAGACUACUGUGGACUCUGACGGGUGGGUAAUAGUAAGCAAAGUCCCUCCUAAGGUAGCCGAAAAGAGAAACAUUGUCAACUAUAUGGCCGCCGAUAACACUGUGGCUGAAGGAGCGCUCGGCGGCGCCAGUGGUGUCGUUGUCAUCAAGGAGUUUGGCAAACCAUACGAGAGCUUCAGCAGUGAACUAGAGUCCAAGGCCGAGGAGAUGGAGGAGAAGACCUACACCCUGGGCAAAUCCUACGACACCAUGUCGGGCAAGAUCGUCACCAUGACGACGCAGGCCAAAGAUGGCGGGGAGGCGGCGGUAGCCGUUCCUGCGGUGUUCGCCAGGGAGCUGAAGAGGGCAGCGGACCAAUCCACCACCACUGUGAAGAUCAUCCCGGUGUCAACUGAGUACGAGAUGCCAGUGUCGGUCCACUUGAGUCUCCCGCCCAUAGAGGGAAUCGGACCCCCAAUGAUCACCAUCCAGGAGGCCAGGACCCCCUCUCCAUCUGAGGGAAUGGGACCCUCCAUGAUCACCAUCCAGGAGGCCAGGACCCCCUCUCCAUCCGAGCCCAGCGACGGUGGCCUGGGCGCCAUGCGGACCGUAGUGUCCAUCCGCUCCAGCCAGGACAUCAGUGAUGCCGCGAGAGCGGACAGCAGGAAGCAGCUACGGGAGACUUUUCUUCUGGGAGACAGGAGCACCACCCCUGUUGCGCCUCACACACCCCUCUCUCCACGGUCCCCAAUGGCCAAGUCCCCAAUGGCCAAGUCCCCAAUGAAGAUGCCCAAGCCUCAAAUGGUCGAUCUGCGUCUGAGCCCCAGCCCUGUGUCCUAUCUUUCCAGAACCCCAUCGCCCUCCAAAGUGCCUAAGCCGACCUUUGAGGAGAUGUCCCCGGAGCUCACCGCUCUCUUACAGUCGGCCAGAGAUCAGACCAGCACGCGGGUCUGGACUGCUUCGCCUGCUUUUAGUCAGACCGUGUUUAAGACAACAGAGAAGGUGGAGCGGAUCGUGCUGCAGACAGAGGUGGUAUCUUCCCUACAAGAAAAGGACCAGGACCAGCCUAAGUUGAAGUUGGCACAGCCAGAACAGUCUGACCACCAGCCUGACAACAUGGCGAACCAGGCAGAGCAUCAGACUGAGCAGUUGUCUGUGCUGGAGGCUCCAGAGGUCCUGACCUUCAACAGGGCAGAUGUGGUGGAUGUGACCCAGGAGGUCCCUGUAAUACACACGGAAAUGAAAACUGUCACAUACCAGUCACUAGAGGCUGACGCUGAUCCCGAGGCGGGGGUGUUGAUGAGCGCCCAGACCAUCACCUCAGACACCACCAGCACCACCACAACCACACAUAUCACCAAGACUGUGAAAGGCGGCAUCUCGGAAACCAGGAUCGAGAAGAGAAUCGUAAUCUCGGGUGAUGCAGACAUUGACCAUGACGAGGCCUUGGCUCAGGCCAUAAAGGAGGCCAAAAAGCAGCACCCUGACAUGUCAGUGACCAAAGUAGUGGUCCACAAAGAGACUGAGAUCACGCCCGAGGAGGGCGAAGAGUGACCGCAGGUGUGACGGGUUACCGGGUUCACCAACAUUUCGGGAGCAUUCUGUUAACGUUACUUCACGCUGUUCAGAGUACGGGACGCAAGCAGGAUAGUGGCGUUGCCAACAGACAGCACCCCACUGUAGCAGACACUAAUACUGCAUCCAACCACUACUGAACUAACCUCAUCCAUCCACACUCCCUCACUCACUCACCAUCACUACUGGCAAACACAGACCUCCAAAGCUACCUUCAUAGGAACAUGUAUACUGCAUGAAAAGGGAACAAUUCUGCAUUUUUGUAAAAGAAAAAAUAACAAUAUAUCAAAAGUUCUACAUGUUUUACUUGACCUGUAAACUCAGACUCAAAGGUUUAAGAAUGUAUGUGAUGAGAGUUAAGAUAGUAUAGAUCAUUAUGUUGUAUUUAUUAUCAAACUGCUCACUUGGAAACAUGUAUAAUAGUAGGCUAUGAUGGCACAAUAUUUAUCCACGCAAUAGAUGUGGCAUCCAUCUUGUCAGAAGUCCCCUUGUUUAUCCCAAAUGCUGAUUUUAUCCAAUUUUACAAAGAGUAUUCCCUUUAAAAAGACAACAAUAAUAUCUAUGGUACUGGUACAUGCAUUUGCUUAGUAGGUCAUUCAUCCUCAAAGAUGAUUUUGUUGUUUUUACUUGUAAAUAUGCUUAUUUGGUUUUCAUUAAUUACAAGGUGAGGAUGAGGAUGAUGAGGCAAAAUAGUGUAGAAGCGUUAGUUAACAGGAAAAGUUCAACAGACUCCAUUACUGUGAUCUCUGAGGUGAUUAAGAAACCCCUUAUUAUACAGUAUGUGUCUUCACACUGUGGAUUAUACUUUCUUGUUGGCUUGUAUCUGAAAUUAUACCCUAUUCCAUAUGGGCUCUGGUCAAAAGUAGUGUACUAUAUAGGGAAUAUGAUGCAAUUUUAGAUACAUAAUUGUUUAGACACAUUCUUAAAGGAAAACUCCACCCAAAAACAAUAUUUUGGUAUUUGUUUCAUUAGUCCAUUGUUGACACAGUCCCAAAAUGUUUUG
This is a messenger RNA of Oncorhynchus masou masou (cherry salmon), 5063 nucleotides long. RefSeq names its product band 4.1-like protein 3. Gene Ontology annotation, cellular component: cytoskeleton; plasma membrane. The transcript has 25 exons. Lineage: Eukaryota; Metazoa; Chordata; Actinopteri; Salmoniformes; Salmonidae. Gene Ontology annotation, biological process: cortical actin cytoskeleton organization. The coding region runs from base 545 to 4039 and encodes 1164 amino acids. The record is from RefSeq and is a predicted model, not a curated record. Gene Ontology annotation, molecular function: structural molecule activity; actin binding.